UUUUUGUCAAUAAAUAAUUUGACUAAAAUUUUUAACUUGACUUUUGACAAUUCAAACACACGCGCCUUAAGUUUGGGUACUGGUAAAAGCUAUUAGAUUUAGUCCCCAAUUUACAUCUUUGCGUUGAAGAGUUUUGAGCAAAAAUUCGACUUACGAAAUCUACAUUAUGUGGGGGAGAUUCUUCAUUGUACUAAUAUUGGCUUUAACGCCACACGCCAUAGUCAGCGUUAAACUGCGAGAUGUGGAGGUAAUCUAUCAGUGGAAACAGCUCGUCUAUGGUUUUCCCACGGAGGCCGAUCGUCUAAAGGCGAUGGCUGAUGGCACUUUAGCGCCAGAAAACGGAAUACCCACCGAUGUGGCGCCACAUCAAGAUUCGAACCAAGGAUCACGUGUCUUUACGACAAUACCCAGAUAUAUCUCCGACUCACCGUACACUUUGGCGUUGGUGAGUGACUCCAAAGAGUCGAAUGGACCAGUGCUGCAACCAUAUCCAGAUUACAGUUGGCACAACUCAGACGGCGGUGAUUGUGAUAAGAUUUCUUCUGUAUUCCGUGUGGCGAUCACAGAGUGCAAUCAGAUGUUCGUACUCGAUACGGGCAUUAUCAGCAUGGUCCAACAUUGUCCGCCACAGCUGCUUGUCUUUGAUUUGAACAACGACAGCUUGGUGCAUCGGUAUCGUUUCGAACCAGACACGUACAUAGCAGUCGCCUCACUAUUCGUUGUGCCUAUAGUUGUUGUGGACGAUCCUCCACCAAAAGGCCGCUGCCGCAAACUACGAGUUUACAUUGGUGAUGCCACGUUCCAUGGUCUGGUUAUUUAUGACUCGGAAUUGAAUACGGCUUGGCGUGCCGAGAAUAAAUUCAUGCAUCCCGAUCCCGAUCAUGGCACACACUUGAUUGCCAGCGAGAAAUUCGAUCUAAUGGACGGCAUAUUUGGUUUGGCCACCGAUCGUCAACAGCUCUUCUUCCAUCCGUUGGCCAGCGUUAGUGAGUAUUCGGUGCCGUUGAGUGUCAUAAACAAUCGUACCAAUUGGUUGGCAGAUGUGAAUUCGAUGACGAAAUCAUUCCGUUUGGUGGGCAAUCGCACCAGUCAAUGUGCCGCUCAGGCGAUGGACAGUUACAAUAAUCUCUACUGUGUUAUUCACAAUCCAAUCAAGUUGGUGCGCUGGAAUAUGAACAAACCGUAUAGUGUGAAGAAUGAAAUCGAAAUACCGGUGGAUCCGGAACUGUUGCAGUUUGUCAGCGGCAUGAAGGUGUUCAAAACCGAUGGAGGUAAAGAGGAAUUAUGGAUGAUGUCGAAUCGUUUUCAGAGAAUCGCCUCGGGUACGAUAGAUUUUAAUGAGGUUAACUUCCGCAUUGUGCGCCGCCCGCUUGAUGACAUACAACAUGGACAGUUAAAGCAAGAUCUUAGUCAGCGUUUGAUCUUUAAUUAGCCUGGCAGAGUAGAGUAGUUAAGCAUGGCUUCGGAAACCUUUUAUGAAAAGUUACUAUAAAAUA
Molecule: messenger RNA, 1496 nt
Organism: Zeugodacus cucurbitae (melon fly)
Lineage: Eukaryota; Metazoa; Arthropoda; Insecta; Diptera; Tephritidae
Product: protein yellow
Exons: 6
Coding region: 167-1432 (421 amino acids)
Cellular component (GO): extracellular region
Source: RefSeq, a predicted model, not a curated record